Culicoides brevitarsis is the source of this 973-nucleotide messenger RNA. RefSeq names its product thioredoxin reductase-like selenoprotein T homolog CG3887 (gene SelT). Gene Ontology annotation, cellular component: endoplasmic reticulum membrane. Gene Ontology annotation, molecular function: thioredoxin-disulfide reductase (NADPH) activity. Gene Ontology annotation, biological process: cell redox homeostasis. The record is from RefSeq and is a predicted model, not a curated record. The coding region runs from base 128 to 754 and encodes 208 amino acids. Lineage: Eukaryota; Metazoa; Arthropoda; Insecta; Diptera; Ceratopogonidae. The transcript is spliced from 2 exons.
UUAUCGUGCGAGAUAUGAAAAUAAAGUGCAUAUAAAUUCACGAAAAAAUUGCAUUUAACCCGAAAAAUCACUCAAAAACUCGAAAAUCUAAAGGUGCUCAGAGCGAAAUUAACCACCAAUUCUCACGAUGUGGUUCCGAUUCAACCGAAAAGCCUUUCAAUUGGCUGUUUUCCUGCUAUUUUGUCUAGUCAUUUUCCACAACAUCGAAAAUUCGGCUGCCGAAAAUAACAAAGACAUCCCUCUCACGAAAUUCUCAUUCCAAGCUGCUCCAACUGUGUCGUUCCUUUACUGCUAUUCGUGCGGUUACCGGAAGGCCUUUGACGAGUACAGCAACAUCUUGCACGACAAAUAUCCCGAAUUGCAAAUCAAGGGAGGCAAUUACGACCCGCCAGGCCUAAACACGGUCUUUUCUCGCUUCAUUUCGAUCUCAAAGAUACUUUUUAUCAUCGCAAUUGUCUCGGCCUUUGACUUUUGGGGUAAUUUUGGCAUGCAACCGCCUUCGUGGUGGACUUGGUGCACGACAAACAAGGUUUAUGCCGCUAUGAUGGUCUUUUUCUUGGGCAACAUGAUCGAGGCGCAACUCAUUUCGUCCGGGGCUUUCGAGAUUUCCUUCAACGACGUGCCAAUUUGGUCGAAGCUGAGUACUGGAAGGAUUCCCGCACCGCAGGAACUUUUCCAAAUUAUCGAUUCGCAAAUCAGUAUGAUGCAAGAUGGAUCCGAUAGUCUCAAGAAAAAUCCUGAUUUUGUUAAAUAAGCGGAAAAAUUCAUUUUUUUUGCUCCUAAAUUUAGUUUUUAUUUGGUUGUCGCAUUAAAAGGUGUCAGUUUAUUUUUAUCUUUUGUUGAAAUUUUAUUUUAGCUCUUAUUUAGCCAAUAAAGUACUACAUAAAUAGAGAAAAAUUUGUAUAAGCUGUGUACAUUUACGCAAGAAAAAAUGUGUUUAGUGAAGUAAUUUGAAUAAUAAAAGAAACAGUCA